This is a messenger RNA of Xyrauchen texanus (razorback sucker), 2360 nucleotides long. Its product is annotated as zinc finger and BTB domain-containing protein 2-like. Gene Ontology annotation, biological process: regulation of transcription by RNA polymerase II. Bases 753 to 2066 code for a protein of 437 amino acids. Lineage: Eukaryota; Metazoa; Chordata; Actinopteri; Cypriniformes; Catostomidae. Gene Ontology annotation, molecular function: RNA polymerase II cis-regulatory region sequence-specific DNA binding; DNA-binding transcription factor activity, RNA polymerase II-specific; protein binding. Gene Ontology annotation, cellular component: nucleus. The transcript has 3 exons. The record is from RefSeq and is a predicted model, not a curated record.
UUUACACAAAGACCAGACAAACUGUCACAUUAGUUUACACCAUGUUAGAUUUACAUGCUCCACAGGACUGCAAAGGGGAGAGUUACAAAGACAAAAUAGGUUUAUUUCUAAAAUGCCGAUUCCAUUGCAAUUUUAAAUAUUUGCAAUGGAUAUAUAAUAUAUUUAAAUAUUUGCAAUAUAUAUACAUACAAACAAACCCGUUGUGACGCCAUGCUCAUGUGCUACAGUUGAGAUGAUUGAUUGUUCGAUCAGUCUCCAGUGAAUGACAGCAGUCCGGCGCGCGCUCGUGUCAUGUGAUGAUUCAAACACUCCGGAAAACAGCAGCUGAUCACUGACUGAACUCAUGCAGCUCGAUGGAGAGGUUUUCUUGGUUUCUCUAACAACGAGUUCAGUUUAAGAUAUUUAUAAGCGCUCUGUGGAGAAAGAAAAGAGUGUAAGUGACGUUUUCAGGGUCGUUUUACUAAUAGAAAACGAAUGUGUAGCAAACCGGUAGUCGUUUUGUGUUCGUGACAGCACUGUCGGUUUCUCACUUAUCUUGGAAGAUAAUGAUAAAUAUGUUGUUUUCUUCUUAUUUUUUAGAGGAUGUACAUUUUACAAUAUCAUGUUGAUUUUGUAACAUUUUCUUGCACAUUAAUAAGGGUAACGUUAUUUUGUCAGGUUUACCGUUUGGCCACGGAUUUCCUUCGCGGAAACUUUCGUAUUAGGAAUUAGUUCACCAGCAUUGGGCGGAGUUUCAGCACGCACGUGGAAAAAUGGACUUGGCCCACCAUGGUCUUGUUCUUCUGAAAAGUCUCAAUGCUCAGAGGGAGUUUGGUUUCCUCUGUGACUGUACUGUGACCAUUGGGGACGUUCUUUUCAAAGCCCAUAAAGCUGUUCUUGCAGCUUUCUCAAACUACUUCCGUAUGCUGUUUAUUCACCAAGACAGUGACUGUGUUCGACUGAAGCCUUCAGAUAUACAACCAGACAUUUUCAGCUACUUGCUUAACCUAAUGUAUACUGGCAAAUUUACCACACAGCUCAUUGACCCUCUUUGCCUUGAGCAGGGUGUAAAAUUCCUGCAUGCCUACCCCUUAUUACAAGAGGCAAGCCUUGUAAACCCUGAGUCCCAGAACGUACCUUUGACAAACUCCCUUUAUGGCAUACAGAUAUCUGAUCAGACAUUCAGCCCACCCAACAAUAAAACAACUUGCAAUGAAGAUGCUAACAACUGUGAAAUCAGGAGCCAAAAAUUUUCAGAGAUGUCUGAUGUGGGGUAUACAUCUCCACAACCUGUUGGCAUAGCGUCACCUACCCAAAACGUUGCUGCCACCAUGAUCCAACAUCUCACCUAUGGCAUAAUGAGGAGAAACACUUCCACUAGAAAGCAUUACAACUGCAAUUAUUGUGGAAGCCGUUUUAACCAUAGGUGCAAAUUAAAGGAGCAUCUACUUGUCCACAUCAACCAAGCAACAGAGCCUAUGGUGUCGUCUAUACGAAAUGGUUACACUUUUGAGGUUGAAGGUCAGGAAAUGGAAGAGGACCAUUUGCAUGCUGACAGUGAUGUUAUAAGUGAUACCGAUCAACAAACAUGGAUGGAAGACACCCCACCAUCCUCUGACAUUGCUGAUAUAGACAACCUGGAGGGCACCGACAUGGAUCGUGAAAUGAAGCGGCGAAAAUUUGAAUGUCUGACCUGUGGCCGCAAGUUCCUACAGAGGAGCCACUGGCGUGAACACAUGUAUAUUCACACAGGAAAGCCGUACAAGUGUAGUACUUGUGGGAAAAGCUUCUGCAGAGCUAACCAAGCUGCUCGACAUGCUUGUUUGAGUCAGGACGAGGACUCCUACAUUAUGGUGAACAAGCAAAGUUUGGUUCUUUGUGGUGGAGAAGACAACAGUCAGGUGGAUGCUCUCUUCCUGUCUUCAGAAAGACCCUACAAAUGCAGCAUGUGUGCAGUACCUUUCGGCAGCCCAUCUGAGGUUCCCAAACAUCAGUGUUUGGUUAACGAUGAGGGUACACCAUUAGUAGGAAAUGAAAAUGGGGGUUUAAUGACAGCUAGUACUCCUCUGGUAAUCAAUACUUCCUAGUAUAUCUUGCUGACCCAGCAUUAGCCAGUUUCAGUGCCAAUGUUUGACUCUUUUCUUUUUCCAUUUUAUUUAAUUAAAGUCAGUUUUUGUAUUGUAAAGUUGGUUUGAGAGAAGUAUUUUAAGUGUACUCCAUUUGUUUUUAUUUAUUUUUUCUCAGUUUUACAAAGUUCAUGCAUCUAUUUGUUUGGAACUAAUAAAAUAGUAAAACAUUUACUUUAUACUGUCAGAAACAUACCUUUGCCUCAUUAACGUGUCAUGCAUUGCAGAGCUAACAAACAAUAAUUGAAAUAAAAU